AUGUCAGAGUCCACAGUCGUGGACUUUGUCCUCGCCGCCGCGAAAUCAGCAAAGUCCCGCUCCUCAUUAGCAAAGUCUCUGCAGGCUGUAGACCUGCCGGCAACAUCAGAAGCAGAGCACUUUGUGACGGAGCUGUUUUCGAGAGUGGGUCGGUCGGGCGGGUCGUCGUCAAAAGCAGCAGCUUUGAAGAAAACACAACGAAAGGCCGACGAAAAGGAGGCGGUUCGGUUACUGCAGAAGAACCAGCAGUUCUCCCUGCUCCUGGACGAAGAAGGGUCGAGGCCAGCGGCCAGUACCGACGGCUCUAGUCGAAAAAAGGAUAAGAGCGACAGGAAGGAGAAGCGGUUACGGAAACGGGAUGACCUGGAGAGCGCUCGGGGUUGGGAAAAGGAGGAAGGGGAGGACGACUAUGGGCAACGACCACCGAAACGGUCAAAGACAGCCGCAGAGGAAGACGGGCAUGCGUCAAAUGAGGAGGAGCCGGUGGAGGAGAGCGAGAUGGAUAGGGAUCUGAGAGAACGAGAGGAGUUUGCUGCGAGGCUGAGGGAGAAGGAUAAGGAAAAGACCAAGAAGAUUGUCGAAGAUCGGUCAUCCAAGGGGAACGCUGAAGCUGAGCGGCGUCGCAAGAUCGCCGAUGAUAGGGAGACCCGCAUGACGGUGAUGCCGGACAUCCGAGACCGGUCACGGCAGGAGUACUUGAAGAAACGAGAAUUGCAGAAACUGGAGCUUCUGAAGAAGGAAAUUGAGGACGAAGAGUUCUUGUUCAAGGGCGAAAAGCUCACGAAACGGGAACGACGGGAGCAGGAACUGAAGAAAGAGGUCCUAAAGGCUACCAUCGAACGGUUGCAGCUGAGCACAAAAGUUGAGGGAUACCAAAUGCCCGAAGACUACCUCACCGAAAAAGGCAAACUAGACAAAAAGAAGCAGGAAUCCGUCCUAUACCGCCGCUACGAGAAUGACCAAGACCAAGCCAACUUCUUAACGGAGCAGGAGCAAUGGGAACAGCAUCAGAUCGGCAAGUCGCUGGCAAAAGUCGGCGCGCAGAACAAAGGGGAGGAGCAGCAGGAUUUCGAUUACGUGUUCGACGAGGAUCAGCAGAUUGAUUUCAUAUUAGAGGCUGCGGCGAAGAAGGAGGAGCUGAUACAGGAGGACGGGCCUAAGAUGUCCGAUGCGGAGCGGAAAGCCAUGUCGAUGAAGGAAGUGAGGGAAUCAUUACCUGUUUUCGCCCACCGCCAAAAGUUCCUCGAGGCGUUAGAGGAAUACCAAGUCCUAGUCGUCGUCGGAGAAACAGGCUCUGGAAAAACGACACAAUUACCGCAAUACCUCCACGAAGCGGGCUACACGAAAAACGGCAUGAAGAUUGGAUGCACACAACCACGUCGUGUCGCAGCCAUGAGUGUAGCCGCGCGAGUCGCCGACGAAAUGGGGACGAAACUUAGCCACGAGGUCGGCUACUCCAUCCGUUUCGAGGACUGCACGUCCGACAAGACCAUCAUCAAGUACAUGACGGACGGGAUGCUUCUCCGCGAGUUCCUGACUGAGCCGGAUCUUGCAAGCUACAGUUGUUUGAUGAUCGACGAAGCGCAUGAACGGACGCUGCAUACGGAUAUCUUGUUCGGGCUCGUGAAGGAUAUUUCGCGGUUUCGACCGGAUUUGAAACUCCUGAUUUCGAGCGCAACGAUGGAUGCUGAGAAGUUCUCGGCGUAUUUUGACGAUUGCCCGAUCUUUAUCUUCCCUGGACGGAAGUUCCCUGUUGAGACGUACCACACCGCCGCACCAGAAGCCAAUUACUUGGCUGCCGCCAUCACGACAAUCAUGACGAUCCAUAUUUCCCAACCACCAGGCGAUAUUCUUCUUUUCCUUACGGGCCAGGAGGAGAUAGAACAGGCGGAAGAAGGGCUGCUAGCACUACGGCGGCAGCUCGGCAGCAAGAUAGCAGAGCUGAUACCCGUCCCAUGUUACGCCAACCUCCCCUCGGAUCUCCAAGCCAAGAUGUUCGAGCCAACACCGCCCGGCGCCCGAAAGGUAGUUCUGGCCACCAACAUCGCCGAAACCUCCAUCACGAUUGACGGCGUCGUCUACGUCAUCGACCCGGGCUUCGAGAAACAAAACAACUACAACCCGCGCACGGGGAUGGAGAGCUUGGUCGUUGUCCCCACAUCACGAGCGUCAGCCAACCAGCGCAAAGGCCGUGCAGGGCGUGUAGGUCCGGGAAAGUGUUUCCGACUGUAUACCGCGUGGGCCUACGCCAACGAAAUGGAGGAAAGCACCAUCCCAGAGAUCCAGCGCACAAACAUGGGCAACACGGUCCUACUCCUCAAAUCCCUCGGCAUAAACGACCUGAUGAGUUUCGAUUUCAUGGACGCCCCGCCCGCGGAAACCCUGAUCCGCGCCCUCGAGCAACUCUACGCCCUGGGAGCCCUCAACGACCGUGGCGAGCUCACGAAACUAGGCCGGCGAAUGGCAGAAUUCCCACUCGACCCCAUGCUCUCCAAAACGAUCAUAGCAGCCGAAAAAUACGACUGCACCGACGAAAUCGUCUCCAUCAUCGCCAUGCUCUCCGUCGGCAGCGCCAUCUUCUACCGCCCCAAGAACCAACAACUCCAAGCCGACCAAGCGCGUAAGAAUUUCUUCAGACCAGGUGGAGACCACAUCUCCCUCCUCGCCGUCUGGAACACCUACGUCGAAACCAACUACUCCGACCAAUUCUGCGCCGAAAACUUCAUCCAACACCGAUCCCUCAAACGCGCCCGUGAUCUGCGCGAUCAGUUAAUCGGCCUCAUGGAACGCACAGAGGUCCCCAUCGUAUCCAACCCGGACCCGGGCAACACCAUCUGUAUCCGUAAAGCCCUCACAGCCGGCUUCUUUUACAACACGGCGCGGUUGCAGAAGAGCGGGGAUAGUUAUCGCACGAUUAAGCAUAAUCAGACCGUGCUAAUACAUCCGAGCAGUUGUCUGUUUCAGGAGAAUCCGAAGUGGGUGCUUUAUUAUGAGCUGGUGUUGACGAGUAAGGAGUAUAUGAGGCAGGUGGUGGAGAUUCAGGGCGAGUGGCUUUUGGAAGUCGCACCACACUACUACAAAGCCAAAGAAAUCGAAGACGACUCGAAUCGCAAGAUGCCGAAACGAGCGGGCAAGGCGCCGGAAACGGGGCGGUGA
Messenger RNA from Fimicolochytrium jonesii, 3156 nucleotides. RefSeq names its product pre-mRNA splicing factor. Gene Ontology annotation, cellular component: catalytic step 2 spliceosome; intracellular anatomical structure. Gene Ontology annotation, molecular function: ATP binding; RNA binding. Bases 1 to 3156 code for a protein of 1051 amino acids. The record is from RefSeq and is a predicted model, not a curated record. The transcript is spliced from 2 exons. NCBI's taxonomy places the organism in Eukaryota, Fungi, Chytridiomycota, Chytridiomycetes, Spizellomycetales, Powellomycetaceae.